AUGCAACAAGGUCAGGAGCCUGAAGAAAUUGUACAAGUACAUGUUCAGUUGGAUAAGAAGAAGAGGGAAGUUAUUUCAACUCUUGUUGUUGCUGCUAAAGUUAUUCAAUCUUCUGCUGCUGCUACUACUGAUGGAGCGUUUGCAACCUCUGCUUCAACUGCUGCUGCAACUCAAGAGCAACCAGUGCUGAAGAAAAGAAAUAAAGCUGAUGAUGUGCCUCCUGCUGUUCAAACUCCUGAUGUUCAAAACCCUGUUGCUUUUGUUCCAACCAUACCUCUGGUUCAACAUACUACUGCUGCAGUUCAACUCUCUGUUCCAGCCCCAACUACAAAUAUCCAAAAGAGGAAAGAAGUUGAUGAAGCAUCCAUUCUUGCCUCUCCCGUGCCAAGGAAGAAAAGGACACUGGUGAAAGCGUCUACUCUAAAAGGAAAAUCCAUUGUCUCUGUUGUGCCUCCUAAGCCAUGCCCUCGUCAUGAAUUGCGCUUCAACUUACUGUCUUCAUCGCAUUUGACCCAAUUGGUGCGGUUAGGGUUUGGAGAGCCGGACCCUUAUCUUCCGGGAGUGGAGCUACCCGAACAGGGUAAGACACAAGAGUAA
Vicia faba (fava bean) is the source of this 597-nucleotide messenger RNA. Lineage: Eukaryota; Viridiplantae; Streptophyta; Magnoliopsida; Fabales; Fabaceae. The record is from the annotation of a GenBank genome assembly.